AUGUCCCUUAAGAUAGAACCUGGAUUAUUAGAAGAAAACAAUGGCAUAAAAGUUUCAACAUCAAUGACACAAGGGGAGCGUAAACGAAUCCAAACAGAGGCCGAUACAAGAUCCAUUUUUGUGAGCAACGUAAACAGAGACAUAGCUCCUGAUAAUAUAGAGGAACAUUUCGGAGAAUGUGGAUUUAUAGAGAGAAUUACUGUAGUCAGUGACACACACCAUAGAGACCUUGCGCAUGCUUAUAUUGAAUUUGAUUCCAUAGAGAGUAUGACAAGAGCCCUUGCUUUGAACAAAUCGGAGUUUGGAGGUAAAGUUAUCACAGUUGCCAAAAAAAGAACGAACAUUCAUUCUCAUAAGAAGUUUUCAACAACAACAAGGAAACAAGCCAAUAAGGAAACUUGA
Maudiozyma saulgeensis is the source of this 402-nucleotide messenger RNA. Lineage: Eukaryota; Fungi; Ascomycota; Saccharomycetes; Saccharomycetales; Saccharomycetaceae. The record is from the annotation of a GenBank genome assembly.